ACACAGUUCAGAGAGUGAACUUCAGUGGCCAACUAGGUCGCGUCAAGCUCUUUUUCCAUGGCGCGACCUCUGACCUCGUUGACCUCUCUGAUGACGUGGAGGUGCGUUCGGCUGUGUUAUCUCUCGUUGGGCGGAAGUGCCAAGUCCAGUCCGAAGGGAAGACAAACGAAAUCCACUUUGCGACCGGCUUCGAGGAGGGAGAACGAUUGCCUUUGGGCAUGGCGGCCAGGGUGGUCAACAUGCUCGAUGCCUUUUGCGGCAGGUUUUCGGCGCAAGUGACAGGGAAGUAUUUAUACUCAAGCAGGAAACGGCAGACUAAGGUUGAUUUACUCAAGACGCCAUAUAUGUGCUUCGCUCUUCGUGGGAAUGCAAAGAACUUUCUCAGAAUCAAAGUUAACUAUCAGGACACUUACAACAGAAGCAAAAACAUCGGUCUUACUCUGGAGCACAAUGCCCACUUCACUCGAGACAAGUGGAGCUACCAGUGCUUGAACCUCCGAGAAAUGGCUAUGAAUUCCCGAUUAAAGAGAUUUAUCAAGAGGGGUUCAUGGGUCCAGUUGUUUGAGGUGGAAGUUCCUGAACGAGAGGCUGUUCAUGACACCCUUUACGUAGAUGAGGUCGCUUUUGUUAGUGAGCCUUUGUAUGUCGAGGUCGAGCGUCCCUCCGUCCUCGAGAGCCUGGGCAUUCUCGUUUCCGAAGUGCGAGUAACACGCGACAAGGGAAACAGACGCACGUUUAACCUUACUCUCGAAUCGGCGAACUCCGCUGGGAAAUACCCUCUCCUGGGUGUAGUUUCGGAUUCCUUAAACGCCACAUGGAUGGAGGAACUUCGCACAGCCAGCAGCGCCUCCUUCAGUAUCGAUGGCGGAGAAGCAAAGGUGGAAAGAAUUCAGGAGGUCAGCCAAGACGUGGCAGGGUCAUGGAACCUGACCAUUGGAGGCACCACGAUUAAAGGACUGUCUCCGUUUGUGGGCGCCUCCGAGUUGCAGAAUAUCAUCGAAAGGUCUUUGGGCGUCGCGGGCGUGCAAGUACGGUCGGGAGACCGUAGUGGAGAGAGGAAGUGGCACUUGGAGUGGGUAGGAGUGCCCGGUCGUCAGGAGCUUAUAGUGCCUAAUGCCUCGAAUCUCUUAGUGGGAGGAGAAGUGGUAAAGAUAAGUGCAAAGCGAGAUGAAGCUGGCUCGAUCAGGCACAGCCCCGUGUCCUCUCAGUUCUUCAGCGUUCGGAGGACUCAGCCCCACGUGUCGUUAAUAGUACGAGGGUACCGAGCAGUGUGCCUUGGUAACUGCUCCUUCACUUACACCGAUAUUUCCAUGCCACGACUCGCCUCUCUCACCGCCACACGAGGUAAGCGGAAAACCGUAAAUGCGCGAAGUCUUUCUGAAACCUCGAAACAUUUCCCUAUGCACUGCUUUAUCUUCCUUGAAACAACCUUUAGGGGUGCGAUCGUUAUGCGAAGCUCCCAUAUCCUCUCCAUACAAGGCGAAGGCUUCACGAUCCCACAUCUCCAGAACUAUACCGUGACAGUCGGAGGUCGACACUGUGCCGUGGCCUCUGUUCAGCUCGAGGAAGUCACGUGCAGGCUGGCGUCCCUCCCCGCCGGCUCCCACCCCGUCUCGCUCAGCAUGCAGCCUGUAGGAUACGCCCUCCAACCUACCCUGCCUUUGGUAUAUGAAGCUCCUCUCACCCUCACCUCCAUCACGCCCUCGAAAGGCGGCGUGGGCGGCGGGUACGACCUGGUUCUUCGCGGAGACGGGUUACCCUCCGACGCCGCAGGAUGGGCUAGCAACUCGGUGUCCGUGAGGGACGUCCCUUGCCCAGUCACGGUCGCGUCCUCGGGCUCCGUGACGUGCGUUAUGCCGCCUGGGGAAGCAGGAAAAGCGGACGUAACCGUAGCGAUAGACGGCGUGGCCUCGACCAUGAGGAACGCUUUCAGGUACCUCCCGCUCGCCUCCGCCUCCGUCUCCGGCGUGCAUCCCCCCGCCUCCUCCGUCUUGGGAGGAGGAAUCCUGACCAUCACUGGCGCUAAUUUCGGAUCUGAAAGCGACGGACACGUCAAGGUCGGAGGCGCGGCAUGCGAAGUGGAGAGUUGGAGCGAAAGCAAGAUCACUUGCGUCCUGCCCGCUUUGCCAGCUGGGGAACACGUCGUCGCCGUCGUCAGUGGGCGCAAAGGACUCGCCAGCGGAUCUGCCAGCGUCGCUUACACUCUGAAGGUGAGCGGAUUCUCCCCAACGCGGGGUUCGGUCAAUGGCGGGACGACCGUUGCCCUAAAAGGUCUUGGCUUUGGCGACGACUGCUCUCUGCUGAAGGUCGCGCUUGGGGCGGACAUGACCUGUGAAGUGAUGACCUGUUCCGACGACAUGUUGACCUGUAUGACGAAACGGAAACAUGUCGAUCAUGUCGUCAACAAUACGGGAACACAUUACAAAUACGGUGAAGGAUACGCGUGGGCACCAGGAAGUCUGCACAUAGACGCCGGAGACACCGUAACGUGGUCCUGGGGGAGGGGAAUUAGCAUGAGCAGCAGGAGCAGCAGGAGGCCACUUUCAGCGCCCCUGUACAACGUGUUCCAAACAGCGUCCCCGGCAGGCAACACGUAUGACGGCGCUGGGUUCCACUCGGGUCCUCCCUCCGGCCGAGGAUCCUUCAGUGUGAGCUUUCCUGAGGCGGGAACUUUCUUUUACGCGGGAGACGCCAUGAGGAACGGCGCCAUCUUGUCCGGGGUCGUGGAGGUCAGCGAACCCGAGGAGAAAGCUUACGAGGUCAAGGUCACACUCGGAGAUUUCGAGGCCGAGUACGACGACUUUUCGGAGGAAGAAGUGGACACGAAUCUAGGAGACUGUGGCCGGCCCCUCCCCCCACCGAGUGGCUGCUUGACCCCCGCUCCGCCAACACCGGGGGCCGCUGGCGUUGUCUUUGCCUCGCGAAAGUGCCUCACCCCCGUCGUCACAGCGGUUGCCGUCGCCGAGGGAUCUGGGCUCAGCGGGCAUCACGUGACACCAGGAGCAACUCUAACCAUUAAAGGGUCAAACCUCGGGUCAGCGCCGUGCCAGACCAAGGUGACCCUUGGGUCGGGUUCAUGCGAGGUCACAACGGCCAGUGAAGACGUCAUAACUUGUGUCCUUCAGGAUUUGACUGAUGUAGUGUCCCUCGUUCCUACACCCAUCAGCGUCGUCGUCUCCGGCAGAGGCGCCGCCACGCUCAGCACGAGCGGGCGUGAGAGUCUCCUCACCCUUAUGCCGUCCAUCAGCUCAGUAAGCCCACGGGAAGGGUCGGUGGGCGGAGGAACCCUUAUAACCAUCAAAGGCACGGGUUUAAAGGCUCUCGACGCUGUGGUGAAGGUCAAACUAGGUCAGAGUCCAUGUCAGGUGGUGAACCUGACUUCCACCGUCGUCACUUGCAUUACCAGCUCCGUUGCAUCUCCCGAAACGGUCACUCUCGGCCUCUUCGUCUCCUCCGCAAUGGUGCCAGCCCUCAGCGAAAAGCCAAACACAUUCUCCUUCGCGGAAACCGCAACGCCAUCUGUCCGAAGUGCGGGCGUGUCCAGAGGCAGACUGGUGAUCAACGGCUCUGAUUUCGGCUCCAAGUCGUCCCGAGUCAGUGUCACCCUCACCAGGGUCUCGGCGGCCAGGCGGAGGAGGAGCCUCGAGGCGAUGGCAGCGGAGGAAGAGGGCCUCGGCUCUGACGACGUGUUCGAGCUCUUCGGCGCUGACUUCGAAUCGUCCAGCGAUUUCUGGAGGUCGGUGACAGGGACACACACAGCGUUCUUCGAGGAGAGCAUGGCGCGAGGGGCGUGGAGGGUGGCAGGGAGCGCCAGGGUGAAGGAAGGAGAAAGGACAUCGCGAAUAAAACGUCAGGCGAGGGAAGAAGUCCCUUCUCUGAUGUGUAAGAUUAUUCUUCUGUCUGAUACGUCGAUCGUCUGCGACACGAGCCACGUCGCAGCUGGCGAGUACGAAGUGUCCGUCGGCGUGGAGGGUGUUGGCAAUGCCCUGACUCACGAGGACGCCGCCCUUGUCACAUUCGUGCCCCUCGUAGACAGCUUGACCCCGGAGCAGGGCAGCGUGCACGGAGAGUCCCUCCUGACCAUCACGGGCGCAGGCUUCUCGCCAGGGGACGUGACCGUGGCAGUUGGUGGCGUCGCGUGCCCCUUGGAGAGCCACUCGGUGACGUCGCUGACUUGCCGCACACCUGCGCACUCGGAAGGGCUCACCGAUGUCGUGGUUACGUCGGCAGGCAUAGACGCUCGUGCGGCGUCGAGAUACGCCUACACCGUCGCUAAGACUCCGGUCCUUCGUCGUGUCAGACUGCAGAAGAGGACCUUGCGUGUGGAUGGAGAGGGUCUUUCUCCCUCCGGCGAUGCCCCCGAGGUCUUAGUUGGGGGCGUGGCAUGUCCUGUUACCAGCUACGAUAACAACUACAUCACCUGUCACUAUCCUCAGAUUGGCGGAGGAUCACACCUUGUGCAGGUGCGUGACCCGGUCUACGGAAUCUCCAAUAGUAACCUGAUGAUAACCUUUGACCUCGUCGUCACUGACAUCUCGCCUGGGCAAGGUAGCUUUGGCGGCGCUGAAGUAACAGUUCGUGGAAGAGGAUUCGAUCCUGAAGGCGGAACUGACGUCACUAUUUGUGGACAGAAGUGUGACGUCACCAGCUCUACGUUUACCGCCAUUACAUGCACGACGCCAUCAACUGUUCAGGGAGGAGACGAAGUGGAGUGCGACGUGGUAGUGAGGAACCCUCCCUUCGCCGGCGCGCCCUCCGAGGCCACGCUGCCCAAGGGCUUCGUCAUGAGGGCGGCCCUCACGCCCUUCGUCAGCGCCGUCUCUCCUCGCAGGGGAGGCACUGCUGGAGGCACUCGUGUCACUGUCGUUGGCACGGGGUUUGGCGAUUCUGGCAACACUGUCACCAUCGGCGGUGCUUCGUGCUUAGUGGCGGAGGAGAACGCGACGAGCAUAACGUGUGUAACGGAGGCACUCCCAGGCGGCGGCACCUUCCCCGUCCACGUCUCAGUGUCUGGCAUCGGUCUAGCUAAAGUAGUCGAAGGAAACCACUACAGCUACAUAGACCUCUGGAGUUCUCGCUUCACGUGGGGCGGCGAGGCGGUGCCUUCGGAGGGCCAGCUGGUCGUGGUGGAAAAAGGACACACCGUCUACCUGGAUCAGUCCACGGAGGUGCUCAAGAUGCUCCUCAUAAAAGGGGGCCACUUACUGGUGGACCCGGAGGCGACGUCGGAGGUGGUGCUAAGGGCAGAGUACAUCCUGGUGGUGGACGGAGGGGCGCUCAGCAUCGGCUCGGAGGAGGACCCGUUCGAGGGCCGAGCGACCAUCGAGCUCCACGGCAACGCAAGGUCCAUCCAGCUGCCGGUCUUCGGUGCCAAGGUGCUGGCGGUGCGCAACGGGACCCUCGACCUCCACGGCGCUCCUGUGUCCGUUCCAUGGACGCGGCUGGCGUCGCCCGCUGCCCCCGGGGACCGCGACCUCAGCCUCGAGACGCCGGUCGCCUGGCGCCCCGGGGACUCCCUCGUCCUCGCCUCCACGGAAAGAAGGUUCUCCACCAACGAGAACGAACAGCUGACGAUCGCAAGCGUGUCGGGAGACGGCCUGACCGUGACCGUGACGGAGCCUUUGCGUCACCAUCACGUCGCGUUACGUCAGACGCUGGGCGGACGCGUGGUCGACACCCGCGCGGAGGUCGGCCUUCUCUCGCGCAACGUCAGAAUCCGCGGCGUCAUGAGCGCGGAUUUCGCCGACGAUGUCAUAGAGCCAUGCGGAGGGAAGUGGAGUCCAGGCCAGUUCUCGACGGCGCCGUGCUUCAACGGGAACUUCGGCGCGGAACUCGGCAGCGACAUGUUCGGCGCGACGGUGAUGCUGGCGCCCGAACGCCCCGGCGAGGAGAUCGUGGCGGCGCGGAUCCAACACGUCGAGAUCUCGCAAGCCGGGCAGGCCUACCAGAUCGGCCGCUACCCGCUGCACUUCCAUAUGCUCGGCCGAGUCCACCGCUCGUACGUCCGUGGCUGUUCCGUUCACCACUCGUACAACCGUGCCAUUACCGUACACGCCACCAGUGGUCUUACGGUGGGAUCUAACGUAUUAUUCAACACAUUCGGACACGCUCUCUUCACCGAGGAUGGGAAUGAAGAGGACAAUGUGUUCGAAUACAAUCUCGCUGUCUUCACUCGCUUGUCUUCCUCUCUCCUCACAGCUGAUCUCACUCCCGCUUCCUUUUGGAUCGUGAACCCGAAUAACCUGGUCCGCCACAACGCUGCCGCAGGAGGAACGCACUUCGGCUUCUGGUACCGUUUGGAAAAUGCCCCUUCAGGUCCCUCCGCCGGGUCGAAUCAUUGCCCUAACAAGGCGCCCGUGGCAGGAUUCUAUAACAAUUCCGCUCACUCUAUGGGCAGGUACGGUCUGUGGGUAUUCUCCAAUGAAGGCUAUUUUCCCAAGACUGAUAAGUGCGGACAUGAGGACACGGUGGCUCGCUGGGAGAACUUCACGGCGUGGCGUUGCGAGCGCGGGGCGGAGGUCGGAACAGGCGGAGCGCUGCAGUUCCACAAUUUCGUGGUUUUGGACAACGAGAAAGCCGGUUUGGAGAUGAUACAGGUCAAAGGAGGCUUUGGGAUGGAUGACGGACCUGGCGUCUUCAACUCGCUGGUGGUGGGCCGCUCCGCCCUCUCGCCCGGGGACUGCAGGCGGCCCUCGAGCGGUGUGGUGGCUCCUGAGGAACACGUGCUGACUGUGGCGGGCACGACAUUCGUCAACUUCGCCGACGGGCAGUGCGUUGCUCUUUCCGGGUGUUCUCAAUGCACAAAUACCCGAGCGGGGUCCUCUGUGCGUGUUGAGGGCCUCACAUUCAUCAACAGCCCUAAUAAGAUACGUUUCAAAUGGGAACACGAGACCAUCUGGCAAGACGUUGAUGGGUCCCUGUCUGGCAGUCCUGACAACGUGGUGGUGGCAGACAUGGACAUCCUUCCUCCCCAACGCUGCCGCCGCAAAGAACCAGCUUUCUCCGUGAACCCGAUGGUCCCGGGAGCAGUCUGCCGAAGUCCCAUGAAAUUCCUUCAGAUUCACAUCGACGGACAAACAAUCCAGCCACCUUCUCUGAGGGCGCGGGACCUGAUCGUCAGCAACAGACACGGCCAGACCAGAAUUCCCCUCACAGACACGCGUCUUACUCGGCCUUCCUGGACAGCCACCGUGUACGCCGGAGACACUUAUAUGUGGGAGUUUGAUAACGCUAACCAGAUGACGAAUCUGUCCUACCGCGCUACGUCAUCACUCAUCAGUCCGGAUGAUUACUUUUUCGUAGAACAUCAUUUUCCACAGGAUAUGAACUUCUUUAGAACGACGGAAGAGGAGAGAAAAAUGGACGAAGAUCUGCCUGACGUUACAUCCUCUCGCCACGGAGAUUAUCACUGGGAUUCCAACUCGCAUACGGUCACUUAUAUUGUUAAAGGACCUUUGCCAGGAGAGGUCGGCAGUGAACUUUACAAUCACGACAGAGGAGUCAGCCGGAUAAUCGACUUCAAAGCGCAGAGAUGCCGCUACGAGAAUUGCGUCCCUCCCCCACCGCCCCCAAUGCCCCCCAACCGCCCAGAGAGUCGUCGGCUGUGGUCGGAUAUUGAAACAUGGAGGGAAAUGCCCGUAGGGUUCGGAGGUCAUCCCAUCGCCGACGUGUACACUCUCCCGGAAGAAAACGACGAUAUCAUCAUUCCUAAAGGAAUGUCUCUCAUAGUAGAUAUCACAACACCUCCACUUCGCCGUGUUGUCGUAUACGGAACUUUAGAAUUCAAGGACACAAUGGAUCAUAUAUUCCAGGCAGAGUCCAUUGUUAUUCAGGGCGGUUCUGUAAUAGCGGGUUCCUCGCUCGAGAAUCCUUUCACCCACAAGCUGCACAUCAUCCUUCGAGGCUCAAUGAAUACGUCCUCUGAUCUUCCUAUGGGAGUUGGUAGGAAGUCAAUAGGCGUAUACGGGCGACUGUCCUUACAUGGGCGUCCUCACACAAACACGUGGGCGAAGCUCGGGGCUACAGCCGCCCCCGGAGAUUCCCAACUCACUUUGGCUCAUCCCGUCGACUCCAGCUGGAAAGGAACACAGGUGAUGGUGACCUCGACAAGUGAAGAAGCGAAUCACACGGAGAUCCGCACUGUCACUCACGUCAACGGGGCUUUACUCACCCUUGACUCACCACUCACUCACCAACACCUGGGUGAACGACACCCCGUGACCGACAGGAACUUUGAGUAUGACCUCAAGGGCGAGGUGGGCGUGCUUACCCGCAACAUCGUGAUCGAGGGCGAGGCCGUGGCGAGCGAGAAGCACUUCGGCGGCAGCGUGAGGGUGGCGGAGCUCGUGGCCGAUGGAAUAGUAUAUCGAGGACAAGCACAAUUAUCCGGAGUCGAGUGGAAACACAUGGGCCAGGAGGGUUUCACAGCGGAGCAGGACCCGAGGUUUUCGCUGGUCUUCCUCGGUCUCGGGUCUCGUGGGGCUUCCAGCUACGUGAGGCAGUGCAGUUUUAACACGAAUUAUAACACGGCCGUCGGGAUUUUUGCGUCCAGUGGCGUAGCGGUGGAGGACUGUGUUGUGUACCAGACUGUAGGCUCAAGCAUCAAGGACCAAGGGAGCGGCAACAUCUUCAGGAACAACUUAGUGUCGGUCAUGCUGUUCCCGGGGACGUACGGCGACCGCUGGGAACCCCAGAACCGGGACUGGCACGCUGGCUUCGACCUGGAGGAAGCCUCGGGCACGGUGCUUCAAGGGAAUGUGGUUGCGGGUUCAGAACAAGCAGGAUUUAGAGUCUAUGGAGAGCUGUGUGAACACGAGACGACCUGGGAAGGGAACGAAGCUCACAAUGUUAUUUUCGGGGUUAUGCUGUGGAGACCUGGACGCGAGGGACCGCCAGAGGAAUGCCGACGUGUGAGGGGGUUCUCCGUAUGGCGGGCGCAGGACACAGCCUUCUACAUGCAGCAUUAUGCCAGCCUCGUCUUACAGGAGGUGAUAUCCAUCGACAGCCAAGUGGGCGUGAACCAACUGGUGUACGGCCCGCCCGCCCUCUCGCACCGCCGCUACCCGAAGACAGCCACCGCCCGUGACAGCGUUUUCGUGGGCGCGUCUCCCUCCCACAGCUGCCAGGUCCAAGCUUCACGAUCUGCCGUCUAUGAGUUCUUCGCGGGCGUCCUUUGGUCUUCUGGGGCGAUGGGCGGCAACGCGGGCGUUCUCUUCGCCUCGUUCAUCUCGAAAGCCAACUUGGCCCCAAAGAGAUUCCACGGCGCCGACCAGUACCCCGCUCUCGACGGCGCGACGCACAUCACCAACGUUACCUUCGUCGCCUACGCCUCCAGGAGCUGCGGGAGGGACGUGGCGCUGCUCACCAACCACGGCUCCAACGACGCCAUCCACCCCGUGUUCGUGCGUGGCCUUGCCUUCGUGGACACGCCGCCAGAGAAUUACUUGUAUUUGCAUGAGCCAAACCUGAACCUCGUAAGACCUGCGGACUGCGUGGACAUGGACUGCGAUGGCCUGAAGAAACUCAUAGUGCAGGAUAUGGACGGCACUUUGCUGGGCGCCGCCAACGCUACGGCCACCUCGCCGGCGGAGUUCGAGUGGGACGGCGACCCCGCGAGAGGCGUCGGCGACUACAGGAUCCCCGUCAGUCUCCGGCAGCGUGUCGACGGCACCGAGAUCCCAGCGGAGGAGAAAUUCCCCAAUAAAGGCAUUGUGAGGGACAAUUCAUGCAGCUUCGUGACGUCAUGGAGGGCGUGGCGCUGCACGGGCCUACGUCACCGGAUGCUGCUUCUUGAGAGCCUCGACGCCGACACGCUGGUGCGACGCCUCUCGCCCGUCGCGCUCAUCGCCAAUCCGGGCCCUGACGGAUACGUCGACCUCGUGAACGGACCGAUGGACCACGGAUGGUGCCUGGGCUACACCUGCCAGCGCCGUGUCUCCACCUUCUACUCCGUCGUCGCCCCCGGCCAGGUGUACGAGGUGGCCAUGACGUCAGUUCCGCCGCAGGAACUCCGCCUCCACCUCCUGCACUCGGAUCCCAGCGAAGUCGUCCUCCUGCGUCUCUUUUACCCGGUGACGCAGCGGUUCGACGUCUACGUUGACGGCGCCUUCGUCCCUCCUACCAACGUCGACCCGGAUACGUACCCGGAAUCCUACCAGCUGUUUCCCGAGGACCCCGACGACCCGGAGUCCUUCUUCCCGACGCUGCAGGAUGCCGCAGGAGCGAACUUCCUCGCGCGGGAGUCGAAGUUCCUACACGUGGUCGUCCGCGGCGGCAACCACACCUACGACAUAAGGACUUCGCCGGUGGUCGUCCUGUCGUUGGGGAUCCUGGUGAACGAGGACGACUUCUACGAGGCGGAUGAGGUCGUGCGGAACGUGGCUCUGUUGCUGAAUGUCGCUCCCGAGAACGUGAGGGUGACGGAUAUCGUUCGUGAGGAUUCGAGGAGGGAGGGGAGGGAGGGGAGGGAAGGGAGGGAGGGCUACUCAUUUUCCUUUAAAACAACAUCAUAA
Messenger RNA from Penaeus monodon (black tiger shrimp), 10511 nucleotides. RefSeq names its product fibrocystin-L-like. The record is from RefSeq and is a predicted model, not a curated record. Bases 219 to 10511 code for a protein of 3430 amino acids. The transcript is spliced from 62 exons. Lineage: Eukaryota; Metazoa; Arthropoda; Malacostraca; Decapoda; Penaeidae.